AAAAUACGUAUUUAUGUACAAGUAUUACACUACAUGUAGAUCAUUUAAAAUGAUGAUUGAUCGGCCUUUGUUAUGUCUACCAUUCUCUAUUUGCCAUACAGUAAAAAGUGGCUAUUAAACCUCACGCCACUUAGAUGAUUCAGUUUGUUGACGGACAAGGUAAGGCCUGCUAAUAUCUAGCCUGAUAUUCAGUACUCCAUCCACCAUCUAUCCUGGUCAGGGGUGGGGUGGGAUGGAGCUUAAACCCCAAAGCAUGGGUCAAUAGGAUUAUCCAUAUUAUAUAACUAAAACAGUUGUUAAAACGUAAGGGGAAAAAAGGCAAUACUAAAGUCUUAUUGCGUUAUUGGAAAUAAAACCUGGAAUAUCACAAUUGAGCGAAUAUAAUUAAUGGGCUAAAUUUCUGCGCGUGUUCUUUAUUAGCCCGGAGGGGGCAGCAAAACAGAGAGACGUGCGAACUGCAGAAUGUCGACAAGACGAAAAAAGAGAAGGCAGGAACAGACGCUGCAAGGAUUUCGAGAUUGUAAAGAUGCUCAGAGAUGCUCCAGCAGCGUGGAUAGGCUAGCUUUCAAAUAUAUGAUGUGCAAAGUGGAAUCCAGUACCGAUUCAGGGUCAGACACGAGUCCAAGGUGGUCUGACACAAGCAGCAAGGGACGUGUCUCUACUAGACACAAGAGUGGACCUCCCCGGAAAAUGCUGACAUGUGCACAGAAGCCAGCAGGGAGGCACCAUCUAAUCUCCCUGGACCCAUAUGAUGGGAGUUCAGAAGACUCUGAGAUGUCAGAUGAUGAGCCUCGAAUGAUGAGGCAGGGAGUUUCCAAGCUCCGGAGCAGGUGUCGCAGAGGGAAUACCAAUUUUGCUUCAUUCCCUAAGGAUGCUAGGAAGUGCGUGGCCAGGCCUAACGUGGUGGCACUGCCCCCUGCAGAUGUUCAGAUGAAGUCAUCCAGUGACUCUGAAGUACGCAUGGGUGACCCUGGCCUCCUGUCCCCACGGGCCGCAAUGCCCCAGAUUGGUGUAGAGACACCUGUAGACUCUGGUGUGCACACUGAAUCGCCACUCUGCACACCUGCGAUUUCCUACGUGGGGGCAACCCCUCUCGGGCUACUUGGGAGUCCUUCCCGCCAGACCGGACUUUACAGACAGCAUGGAGAGAGCCCUUCCUUUCUUGAGAUCUUUCCCAAACGUAAAUCGUGUCUCCCUGGAGCUGAGGUGGGGGAGCGUGGCCUAAGGAAGAGGCAGCGUGUUGUAGACAUGGAGCUGGGCCCACUAUCGCUGUGAGCCAGCGAAAGAAAGGGAUAGAGAGGUUUGUUUUUUCCCUGGCAAAUCCUUCAGGCCCCAUUUAAAAACUGCUCACGGUCUUGACGAGUGGGUAUAAUACCUGCUCAGACAAAAAAGCACAGCCAAGCCAACAGUGUUCACUGGUCACUGGCAGUAUGCAUCUUACAUGCUAAUGUCCUGCUAUUGACUAGUCACACUUGCUCACUUGCACAGGACAGUCUAAGGAAGGAUGGAUCUUAGCUGCUGGACUGAAGAAGCACUAGUGUACCUUCAGUGCUUCCUUUUCUCCCCCUCCAUGUACAUAAGUUUGCUCAACCACAGUUUUGAAUUUUGUCUGUCAUGGUGAAUGUAAAUAUUUGCUGUGGUGUGUAAAUAAAAAUUGCACUUAAAAUGUC
Molecule: messenger RNA, 1670 nt
Organism: Brienomyrus brachyistius
Lineage: Eukaryota; Metazoa; Chordata; Actinopteri; Osteoglossiformes; Mormyridae
Exons: 5
Coding region: 463-1275 (270 amino acids)
Source: RefSeq, a predicted model, not a curated record